CAGACUGCACAUGUGGGAAUAUACUGGGGAAAAGCAGUGAUCACGUUUCUUGACGCUAUUCUGGAUAAGACGCUCCGAAGCACUGUUGCUCUGCUUGCUGCUCGUGGCCGGGGCAAGUCAGCUGCUCUUGGGUUGGCAAUUGCAGGGGCUGUUGCCGCAGGGUAUUCUAAUAUAUUUGUAACAGCGCCUAGUCCUGAAAAUCUGAAAACUCUGUUUGCCUUUGUCUGCAAGGGUUUCGACAUGCUCGAGUACAAGGAACACCUUGAUUAUGAUAUUGUGAAAAGCAAUAACCCAGAGUUUAAAAAAGCUACCGUGAGGAUCAACAUCUAUAAGCAGCACAGACAGACAAUUCAGUAUAUACUACCACAUGAGCAUGAAAAGCUAUCACAAGUGGAAUUGUUGGUGGUUGAUGAAGCAGCAGCUAUUCCAUUACCUGUCGUCAAAUCUUUGCUUGGUCCUUACCUCGUCUUCCUUGCAUCAACUGUCAAUGGCUAUGAAGGCACUGGAAGAUCCUUAUCAUUGAAGUUGCUGCAGCAACUAGAGGAGCAAAGUCAGAAGUCCAAAAGCACAGAUAGUGCACUUUCAGGUCGGCUUUUUAAGAAGAUAGAAUUGAGUGAAUCCAUUAGAUAUGCUUCUGGUGAUACCAUUGAGCGAUGGCUUAAUGCAUUGCUCUGUUUGGAUGUUACAAAUGCUAUCCCAAGUAUCAGAAGGUUACCACAACCGGGUGAUUGCGAUCUCUACUAUGUUAACCGGGACACACUUUUCUCUUAUCAUAAGGAUAGUGAGUUAUUUUUGCAGCGAAUGAUGGCCCUCUAUGUUGCUUCUCAUUACAAAAAUUCUCCAAAUGAUUUACAAUUGAUGGCUGAUGCUCCAGCUCACCACUUGUUUGUGCUACUAGGCCCUGUUGAUGAGUCAGAAAAUCGUCUUCCUGAUAUUCUCUGUGUCAUCCAGGUCUGCCUGGAGGGUCAAAUUUCCCAGGAGUCUGCCAAAAGAGCUCUGAUGGAAGGUCGCCAGCCCUUUGGAGAUCAGAUACCUUGGAAGUUCUCUCAGCAGUUUGCUGAUGAUGUAUUCCCAAGCCUUUCAGGUGCCCGCAUCGUACGCAUUGCUACACAUCCGAGUGCCAUGAGGCUUGGAUAUGGUUCUGCUGCCGUUGAACUCCUAACCAGGUACUUUGAGGGUCAGUUGACUCAAUUAUCUGAAGUAGAGAUGGAAAAUGGUUUGGAGACUCCUCAAGUCAGUGUAACUGAAGCUGCAGAGAAGGUCUCUUUGCAGGAAGAAAAUAUAAGACCGAGAACAGAUCUUCCUCCUUUGCUUGUCCCUUUACGUGAAAGACGACCUGAAAGGCUUCAUUACCUUGGGGUCUCAUUUGGACUUACCUUGGAUCUUUUCCGCUUUUGGAGAAAACAUAAAUUUGCUCCAUUUUUCAUCGGCAAUGCCCCGAAUAGCGUAACUGGCGAGUACACAUGCAUGGUCUUGAAGGCAUUGAAAAAUGAUGAUGUUGAAGCCGCUGGAUCAGAUGAGUGGGGCUUUUAUGGUCCCUACUAUCGAGAAUACAAGCGAAGGUUAGUCGAACUGUUGAGUUCUACCUACCGGAGGAUGAACUACAAGCUUGCUAUGAGUGUCUUUGAUCCAAAGAUCAACUUUGUGGAGCAGGACCCUGCUUCUUCUGCUUCAAGUGAAUUCUUAAACUUCAUGAAGUUUGUUCUGGAACCUCAUGAGAUGAAGAGGCUUGAAGCUUACUCAAAUAGCCUUAUUGACUACCCCUUGAUUCGAGAUGUUGCUCAAAAACUUGCGCGCAUGUAUUUUUUGGAGCAUUUGCCAGUUUCACUUUCAUAUGCCCAGGCUUCCCUUUUGCUUUGCUAUGGUCUGCAGCACAAAGACAUCCCUGAAAUAGAGGGAGAAAUGAAUUUGGAAAGGCAGCAGAUAUUGUCCUUGUUCAUGAAAGUCAUGAAGAGGCUUUGCAAAUACCUAAAUAAUCUAACAUCAAAAGAAAUUGACUCAACUGAAUCUCGGCUUAAAGCGCUUAAGAUGGAACCACAUUCUAUAUCUGUUGAUGAAGAUCUCAAUGAUGCUGCAAAGAAAGUCCAGGAUGAGAUGAAAGCGAAGACGGAAGGUUUGUUGGACCCAGAACUAUUUCAGCAAUUCGCUAUAGUGGACAGAGAAGCUGAUUUUGAAAAUGCUCUCCAGAAUGGUGGCGGAAAGAUAGUUCCUGGCGGUGUAAUUAGUGUAAAAUCCAACAAAAGCAAGUCAGAAAAGCAUUCCAAGCCGGAGACUGAAAAGAGUGACAAGAAAAGAAAUAAAAACCACUCUGGAUCUAAAUCACAUAAGAAGAGGAGGAGUUGAUCUUGUUGACACAAUAAGUUCUUCCCUCUCGUUUUCUAAUGCCUGCUUCAUUUCCUGGGUUGUUUCUCCUAUUAAUUUAUGGCAAGGGGGAGCAGAGCUCGAUCAUACAUCUUGUUGCAUAUUGCCAUCUUAAUCACAACCAUCACCACUAUUAUGCAAUCAUUUAUAGGUCCACAGAUUCUGUUCCUUCAACCCAAUUUUGCAAAAUUUUCUCCGAGUAAUUCUUUUACUUUGUAAUAGGUUAGGAAUACUAGCUAUCUCGUCCUUCAGUCCAUAGAAGCUCUCUCCUUAUUGGGAUUCUCAAGAAUAGAGCGAAGUAGCAUUUUUCUGCACCAUGUCAAGAAUAGAUCUUUAAAGCAUUUUUUUUUUGGUUCGGUUUGGGUUUAUGUAUUGGGGUUACUAAUUGAAUUUGCGCCUCGUUAGUUCCAUUAAAGGAGGAUGCAAUCUUCGUUGAGACCUUUGAUUAAGAGUAGAGAGAUUAUAUCUAUGCCACCAUAAUCUGGUAAAGUUGCCAGAUUAUAUCUAUACAAAUUGGUUCAUAUUUGACAUUC
Molecule: messenger RNA, 2894 nt
Organism: Nicotiana tabacum (common tobacco)
Lineage: Eukaryota; Viridiplantae; Streptophyta; Magnoliopsida; Solanales; Solanaceae
Source: RefSeq, a predicted model, not a curated record